CUUUAUACCUUUAUACUACCGCUACAGUCAGUCAGUCAUUAUCAUUUGAACAGCGGUACGACACAAGACACUCCCACAGCUAGCCAUAUAUAGCCCAUGUCUUCCGGUGCCACUCCAGCAGAAGCAAUUCACAACCAAGACCAAUACCAGCAGAAACGACCCUCCACAGUCAUCCUACUCUCGCUCUUUACUCUCGUAAUCGCCGUGCUCGCCGCCACAUUUCUACCUGACUCCGACCCAGCCGCCAAUCUGUUCCGCUUGAAACGUCUGUUCGCGCCGGCUGCGAGUGCGGGGAGGUCUUCCUCAUCUUCUCUGGCUACUGCUGCUGCCACUACUACUACUGCACCCGAUAGUACAUCGCCAGCGACGAACGGCAAGAUGAGUCGGACGCCGGUGUACUUUUUGAGUCAUGGGGGGCCCAACGUCAUGUACGACCAGGAACACCCGGCGUAUUCAAAACUGGCAGCCAUCGGGCGGGAGAUCACGACCAAGGUGAAGCCGCGCGCGGUGGUGGUCUUUUCUGCUCAUUGGCAGGCGGGGAGGGAUACCAUCCAGGUGAAUACGGCUGAGAUGACGGAUUUGAUUUAUGAUUUCUACGGCUUCCCGUCUCAUUACUACAAGGAGACAUUCCCCAAUGUGGGCAGUCAGGAAGUAUCCGGUAAAGUACUGGGGUUGCUGAACAAGGCCGGGAUCAAGGCCGAGGGGGUGAAGCGGGGGUUGGACCACGGGGUGUGGGCGAGUUUCAAGUGCGCAUUCGAACCCGAGUCGAACCCGCUCAACGUGCCCAUCGUGCAGGUGUCGCUGUUCGGUACAGAGGACCCAGUGCAGCACUACAGACUGGGCGAGGCAGUGUCAUCCCUGCGCGACGACAACAUCCUGAUCAUCGUAUCCGGCAUGGCGGUGCACAAUCUGCGCGACCUGAUGCGCGCGUUCGGCAGUCCCAAGCCCAUGCCGUACACAACGAGCUUCGACGAGGCGCUGAAAGACGCAGCCACAAAGCCGCCGGCGGAGCGGGAGCAGGCCAUGGCGCAGCUGCUGAAGCGCGGCGAUGCCCGCCAGGCGCAUCCGUCUUUCGAGCACUUGCUUCCGAUCCAUAUCGGGGCGGGGGCCGCGGGCGAGGAUCUGGGGAGGAGACUGUGGACGUAUAAGGAUGGGAGUAUGAGCUGGGCGCAGUAUCGGUUUGGCGAUGUGGCGGGUGGUAGUAGCUCGCUGUGAGUGAGUGUGGAAUUAUAUAGUGUCGCCUCUCGGAGGAUAUGGGAUAUAUGAUGCCGGUAGUAAGAAUUUUCUUCUCCAUUCAUCUAUAGAUACAGUGGUGGACAAUGGUGCAUGAACAUGAAACAAUC
Messenger RNA from Aspergillus campestris IBT 28561, 1343 nucleotides. Its product is annotated as DODA-type extradiol aromatic ring-opening family dioxygenase. The record is from RefSeq and is a predicted model, not a curated record. Gene Ontology annotation, molecular function: ferrous iron binding; zinc ion binding; oxidoreductase activity, acting on single donors with incorporation of molecular oxygen. Lineage: Eukaryota; Fungi; Ascomycota; Eurotiomycetes; Eurotiales; Aspergillaceae. Bases 97 to 1215 code for a protein of 372 amino acids. The transcript has 4 exons.